CCUUCGUUGGCCAGUUCAGUACGAGGUAUAGAGUUAUCGCGAUGCCCCAGUUCAGAUGCAAAUGAUCAGCACCUUACUUCCAACCACUUCACCACCAUGGGGCUCACACGCGCAAUUGCCGUCUUCGCCAUAACGGUGUCGCUAUUCACCUUCGUGGCCUUCUUUGGCCGCUUACCAGCCUUCCGGAAUACACCGAUAGGAUUCUGUCACCGUCUUCUCGUCAUUCACGUCCCUUGGUCACUUCGCAGGCUAGAUGUUGCGCUUACCGGCGGCCGCAUUACUGGGGGUAGUUCUCGCCUGGGAUACUACCUCAUGAACGAAAAGCAUCCCGUAGUAAUGGUGUUCUUUCUCGGCCUGAUCACCGCCUCUGUGGUGCUGUUCGUGCCUGCCGUUUGGCAUCUGCUUCCGUUGGUCCACAAGUUUCUGGUGCCGCUCGUAGUGCCGCUGCCGUACCUGUUCACCUACCUAAGCGCGAAGAGAAACGCUCAAACUUACAUCACACCUUUCAAUCAUGCCGCCCAAAUGCGUCAUUAUCCCUACGACCGCAUACUUUACUACCCAGGGAACACCUGCCAAACAUGUAGGUUCCUUAAACCCGCCCGAAGCAAGCAUUGCAGCAUCUGCAAGACGUGUGUGGCUCGAUGUGACCACCAUUGCGUGUGGGUCAAUAACUGCUUGGGGAGGGGAAAUUAUCGGUGGUUCCUCGCCCUCCUGUUGUCCACGAGUAUCAUGUUGGCGUACGGUGCCUAUCUCGCGUACAUUACUCUCGCGCCGCAAGUCAACGACAACUACGCCAAGUACGAAAGAUGGUACCGGUACCGGCCGAGUCCUGGCGCGGAUGCUGCGAGCUGGGGCUCCAUGAUCGACCGGAAGUUCCAUUACUUCGCAACUUAUGCAGGCAUCUACAUCGAGGAAGGAGGGGUGAGCGCAGCUGGAGUCGGGCUGUUGGCUCUCCUCACCUGGCCGCUUCCGCUAGGACUUCUGGCUUAUCAGACUUACCUAGUAUAUGCUGGCAUGACCACUAAUGAGAGCAGCAAAUGGACGGAUUGGCGCGAUGACAUGCAAGAUGGUGUAGUCUUUCUUGCGAGACGCCGGGAGGACACAUUCCAGAGGUACCCCUCACAGCCCGCCAUAUAUCCCCUUUCGCACACAUCUUCUUCUUCCGCAACUCCUAUACACACGCCUCCCGAGACCCCACCAGAGGGCGAAGAGCCAUUGACAACGUGGCCGCUUGAGAGCCGGCACGUAUUGAUCCGCACCAUCAACGGGCAGCCACCCACCAAUCUACCGCCGCGCAUACAGUCCGUCGUUGCCAACAAGGAGAGUUUUGAGCGAGUGUGGGACCUCGCAGCAGUGGAAAACGUGUACGAUCUAGGCUUUUGGGACAAUCUGCUUGAUAUUCUUCGGAACUAG
Messenger RNA from Periconia digitata, 1413 nucleotides. The record is from the annotation of a GenBank genome assembly. NCBI's taxonomy places the organism in Eukaryota, Fungi, Ascomycota, Dothideomycetes, Pleosporales, Periconiaceae.